Messenger RNA from Aspergillus heteromorphus CBS 117.55, 2637 nucleotides. RefSeq names its product DUF1446-domain-containing protein. NCBI's taxonomy places the organism in Eukaryota, Fungi, Ascomycota, Eurotiomycetes, Eurotiales, Aspergillaceae. The record is from RefSeq and is a predicted model, not a curated record. Bases 1 to 2637 code for a protein of 878 amino acids. The transcript has 5 exons.
AUGCCCAAGUUCUAUCCAUCGAUCACUCCUGAGCUCCGGGACUGGACCCUCCGCCAGAGCGUCUUUUUCGUGGCCUCUGCGCCCUUGGAAGGACGACAUGUCAAUCUGUCGCCCAAAGGGCUCCCAGACUCAUCGUUUGCUAUCCUUGGUCCCAACGAGGCCGCUUAUGUUGAUGCCACCGGUUCGGGGAACGAGACCAUCUGCCAUAUGCGCGAGAAUGGCCGCAUCACCGUUAUGUUCUGUUCCUUUGAUGCUUCUCCGGGCAUCGUGCGCUUCUUCUGCAAGGGCUCCGUGAUUGAGUGGAACGAGCCUGAAUUUCCGAGCUACCUCAGGCGCAUGGGAGGCAAGCAUGUGGUGGGAGCGCGUGCGAUCAUCCGUUUGGAUGUCUUCAAGACCCAAUUUUCCUGCGGCUAUGGAGUCCCGCGAUUGUCCCUGAAAGUCGACCCCGAGACCCACGAGACCAAGCCGUUUCUCAAGGACCGUGACACACUGGGGCACUGGGCAGGCAAGAAGGUUCAGUCGAACGACCUUCAGGCGUAUCAGAAGCAGUGGAAUGUACGUAGUCUGGAUGGUCUGCCUGGGCUGCGCACCGCGUUGAAGGAUGACCGUCAGUUCAUCUGGCUGGGGCAGAUGGGGAACUGGGUCCGUCGGCACCGGGACGAGAUCGAGAUGUUGAAGUCCUCCGUGUUGGUGCUGUUGAUCGCGAUGGCUAUUCUGAAUUGGGUAGGAUAUGUUCCAUCCGCCAUGAGCCCCCGUCCAAUUCGCAUCGCUGAAGGAGCGUCAGGAUCCUCCGCCGACCGCCGCCAUGCCAUCGCCGAAUUCGCGCGCAACCAUCCCCGGGAUCCGGUCGACGUCAUCAUCGCCGACUUCAUGAGCGAGGCGAACAUGGUCACGGCAGCUGCACGGAAAGUGGACCUGGAUCAGCUAGGAGAUGCACAAACGCCCCCUACUAUUGCCCCCGGAUACGAAGCCUCGUUCCUCUUGGCCCUGAGUCCGGCCCUUGAGGAUCUGGCCAAGCAUGGCAUCAAACUGGCGGUCAACGCAGGCAACACCGACACAGAGGGCCUCUACAAAGUGGUGAAGCAGAUGGUGGAGGCAAAGGGACUAAAGCUCAAGGUAGCCUGGGUAUCCGGAGAUGAAGUCUUGUCGACCGUCAAAGCCGCCCUCUCGUCAGGAAAAUCGCCCUUCACAAAUAUAUACACCGGGGAGUCGCUUUCCAGCUGGUCAUUCGACCCCAUCUAUGCCCAGUGCUACCUCGGUGGGCUCGGAAUCGCCGCCGCCUUAUCCCACGGGGCGGACAUCGUUCUCUGCGGACGCGUAUCCGAUGCCUCACCGGUCAUUGGAGCUGCAUACUGGUUCCACGGCUGGAACCGCACCGACCUCGACCGGCUAGCCAAUGCCUUCGUGGCUGGGCACCUCAUCGAAUGCAGCAGCUAUGUCUGCGGGGGCAACUUCACCGGCUUCAAGACACUGGAGCAUGGCGACCGCUGGACCAACAUCGGCUUCCCCAUCGCGGAGAUCUCCCCCGAAGGUAAGGUGACCAUCACCAUGCAGGCGUCGGCCCCGGGGGGCACCGUCACGGUCGACACCUGCUCCUCGCAGCUCCUGUACGAGAUCCAAGGUCCCUGGUACUUCAAUUCCGACGUCACCGCCAUCCUCAACGACAUCCACUUCGAACAGGUCGGCACCAACCGCGUCGCCGUGCACGGCAUCCGCUCUGGUCCUCCUCCCCCGACCACCAAAGUCGGCAUCACCGCUCGCGGCGGCUUCCAGGCCGAAGCAACCUGGUACCUCGUCGGCCUCGACAUCGCCGCCAAAGCCCGCAUGCUCGAAUCGCAGAUCCGCCAUCUGCUCGCCCCGCACGCCUCCCACUUCACCUCCCUCACCUUCUCGACCCUGGGCUCCGCCGCCGAAAACCCCAACGACCAAGACAGCGCCACCGUCCCCUUCCGCAUCGUCGCCCAGGCCCGUACCGCCGAGGCCCUCGCCCCUAACCACUUCCUCCGUCUCAUCACAGACAACAUCAUGCAGGGCUACCCCGGUGCCACCUUCCAUAUGGACCCUCGUCCGGGCUCCCCUCGUCCCGUCUACGAAUACUACGUCUCCCUCCUGCCCCAAUCCGAUAUCACCCACCUCGUCCACCUCCCCUGGCUCUCACAAACCCUCCACAUCCCCCCUCCCCCAGUAACCAAGACCUACCCCUCCCAACCCACCACCACAUCCUCAUCCGCAUCCCCAUCCCCAUCCCCAUCCUCAUCCCAAGAUUCCUCUUACGGCCCCACCAUCCCCGCCCCCCUCGGCUGGCUCACCCACGCCCGCAGCGGCGACAAAGGCCCCGACGCCAACUGCGGCUUCUGGGUCCGCCACCCCGACGAAUACACCUGGCUAACAUCCCUCCUCACCCUCCCCACCAUCACCGCCCUCCUCGGCGAGAAAUACUCGUCCAACCCGCACCUCGUCAUCGAGCGCUUCGAGCUCCCGCGCAUACGCGCCGUGCAUUUCCUCUUCCGCAAUCUGCUGGAUCGCGGCGUCGGCGUUACCACCACCGUCGAUUUUCUGGGAAAGAAUGUCGCCGAGUUUUUGCGCGCCAGGGUCGUGGAUGUCCCCGUGAGGUUUUUGGGGAGGGGGAGGUUGUAA